UCUUCGAGUUUAUAUUUGAGCGGGUGCCGGCGCCAGCUGCUAUCAUAAUAUGGUAACUUCUACUUAGUACGUAUAAACCAAAGUACUUAUUGUUAUGAUAGCUUAGAUAAUUGGUGUUUCGCUUUUUCCAUGGCAGAAUCUCGCCAUGCGAAGAUUCAGUCGACGAAACCACCAAAUUCUCGGCGCCGAGAGCAAUUCAGAAGCAAGCUUUCACUCAUUGCCUGCCAAAUAACGACAGAAGAACUGGACAAGUUAAAGUUCCUCUCUGAAGAUAUACCAGAUGGAGAAAGAGAAAAAAUCAAAACAGCUGAAAUGUUUUUUGAAAAACUUCAGAAACUUAAGAAGCUUUCUCUAGACGACAAAACGGUCCUGGUGAACUUAUUACGACAAAUCGGUAGGGAUGACUUGGCAAGUGAACUGGAAAGCUGGAAAUGUUUGAAUGAAAACGCUAAAGAGAUAGACAAAUUGACCAAGAAAAGUAGAGUCUUCCAAAAAGAAGGGAAAUUUUGUUCUGAGAGUGAAAUAUAUGGCAAAAUUUUAGAGCUUUGCUCAAAUGAUGAAGAUGGUAAACUGAGCAGAUGUAAAUUUCUAAAGAAGAGAGCAGCCUCUCUCAUUGCUCAGGAGAAGUUUGAAGAUGCCCUUAAAGAUUGCCGAAAUGUUCUAGAUCAAAAUCCACAUGAUUUGAAAGCUAAGUUUUUUCUGGCACGGUCAUAUGAAGGUCUUAGGGAAUACAGUAAGGCCUACGAGGAGCUUAAACUUCUGAAAGUCUCGAAUCCUAAGGAUCCAGAUGUACUCAUACUACUGGAAAAGGUUGCUAGACAGGUUGAUAAAGAGCGGCGAGAGGAAUCGCACUCAACAACAUGUCAAGCAAGUGGAAUUUCCCCUACUGCUAACUUUGUUGCAGAUGGAAACUACCCCCAUAAAGUUCUGUUUGUCUGCGACAAGUGGUCGGGAUGGCACCUUGACAUUUAUAGCGUGAACAGGCACCUUUGUCGACAUUUCGCCAAGUUUGAUUGCCUUCGGGUGGCUUGCCUUGUACUGGAGGCCACAGAGAAAGAUAUAGUCCUAGCUAACAAAGAAGGAAUUUCCCUAAAAAGGUGUUCUGUUAGCAGUGGUAUCCCUGACGGUGAUAACAGACUUUAUGCUAUGCACGGCGACUUUCCAUUUAUUCCCGAUGUUGUCUUUGGCCAUGGAUUAGUUACAGGUGCUGAGGCUUCCGGUCUUGCCAAAAAAUUCAAUUGCAAACACUUUCAUAUAUGCUAUGAUGUGAAUUUUACCAAAGAGGAAUUGCAGGUGGGAAAUGAUGCUGAUUUUGUGGCAGCCAUAGGUCCGCAACUUGCGAAAGAGUGGAGUAACAAGCUAGGCCGAGAAGUAAUCGAGAUCAUUCCAGGCAUUCCAUCAGACUCAAGACAACGAAACUCCAUACCAACUCCUCACAACAGAGCUUUAAUCGUCGAUAGCACGGCUAGCACCGACAAUGAUGUGCUUGAUGUAGCAAUCAAAGCACUCUUGGAUUGCAAACAACGCGAUACAUCUAUGGAAAUUAAUAUUCAAGGAACUCCUCGCGCAAAGAAGGACAAUCUCAAGACGAAACUCGAAAGGGAACUUGGUACGAAAAAAUUUAAAAUUCACAUUACAUCUGAUGAUGCUAGCAUUGAGUUAGUUGAUGGAGAUAUGCGUGCAAAUUCCCUGCUGUUGAUCCCAUCGUUAUCUCAGACAUUUGGGAUGCGUAGCCUCGAAUCCAUAAGCUCUGGUGUGCCUGUGAUAGUCAGCAAUUCAUAUGGAAUAACAGACGUACUUCUUGAUCACUUUGACCACAAGUUCUGGAUUUUUCUGAGUUCUGCGAAAGAAGAAGAUGACUACGAAUCCUGGUCCGAUCGUAUUGAUGUCUUUUUAGAUAACAGAGAUGAAAAGUUCGCAUUGGCGUCCGAGCUGAAACACGAGUGGGAGAAGAAGUUCACGUGGGAUUCAGCAACAACAAAGAUACUUCACCAUCUUUCAAGAUCUGGGGAAUUUCCCAAAGCUGCUAAGGCUUGCAACGAGAAUUAUCCAUCCCUUCCGUCAUGCUCAAGUGAGGCCCGCAGUUUUGUUCAAACGGAUGUAGAGCUACAUGAGCGACGAAAAAGUCAUAUUUUGGUCGUCUGUCCAGUAGACGCUAGAAAGGAUCCAGCUAUCCGCCAUUUAGCAAAAAUUCCUUGGAUUGCUGUUUUGGACUUUGAUCCACAUAGUACUGAAACGGGUUGCCUUUCGAUUUGUCAGACGCUUGGUGACGAGUUGGGAACAAAAAUCUGUCCAAUUCGUUGUCCACGUGAUAAAGUGAAAGAAAAAGUCACAUUUCCAAACGGUAUACCUUGGCUUCUUGUCGAUGAAACCCCUGAAUGUUUAAAGUGGUUGAAAAAUGUAAUAUCAACACUUGAAACCUCUCAUCUAGAGCAAAUAUCAAUGUUGGUAUUGUGGAAUGCAUCGAAAGAAAAAGAGCGACUUACAAGAGCACUUGGCAAAUUCCUCAACAACAUUGAAGCCUCAUCUCUACAGGAACGAGUCAAAGUCGCAAUAGAUCUUGUAGGUGGUGACAAGGAAUAUUUCAUCAAAGGAAUCGAAGAAGAUUGGGAUACAUCCAUUUAUCAUCUACCACUGGCAGAUAUUUGCAAUGCCAUCAACGAGUCUGUUUGCGAAAAUCCAUCACUCCGUGAAAGAGAAAAGUUUUUCUUGCCUGUUGCUGAUGGAAUCGAAAGUGGAAAAGUUAUAAUGAAAAUUCUUCCAAAUGAAUCUCGAUGGAUCAAUGCUGAAUUAGAAAUUCUCUACCAAUCUGUUAGCGAUAACCCAGAGUACGACUCCAAAGAUGCUCAACACUUUUAUCGAGGUGGAACCAUUUCUUGGUAUGCGCUAAGCAAGGGCUAUGCUAUUAGAAGAAAAAACUGGGAUCCGAUCAAAGAUAAAAUAGAUGAGCUUUUACCAAGAUGUGGCACACUUCGACGCAAGCUUUUCCACAGUCGUGGUACUGGUGGCACAACAUCAUCACGAUGGAUCCUGUUUGAAUAUCAUAAGAAAUACCCAUGUGUCAACGUCAAGUCUAUUAACCACCAGGAAACAGCAUCAGCGAUUAAAGUUCUGGCAGACUUCUGCAAAUUGCCUGUCCUUGUCCUGAUAGAUUGUAAACAUGUUCUUAGGGAAGAAUUUGAUCUGGACAUUCUCUACAAUAGCCUGUCGAAUCAACGUGUUUCGUGUAUCGUCUUGGAGGUUUCGCACCGUCAAGAAAACCACGUACCAAGAAAGAAAGAGUUACUUACAAUUGCAGAGACCUUGGCUCAGGAGGAAAGAGACAGGUUCAUUACAACGUAUGGCGAACAAAAACAAGAAAGAGUUCAACGACUGCGCAGCCUAAAGAAGGAACCCGAUGAAUUACAGAUACCAUUUUAUUAUGCUCUCGUGACUUAUGAAGACAAAUUUAUUGCACUGGAACCCUUCGUCAAGGACUGCCUGGAAGAUUCUGGGAACUAUCAGCGCAAGGCCCUAAUAUUCCUGUCUUUGUGUCAUCACUAUGCACACAUUGCUGUUCCAGAAGCUGCACUGACUUCUAUUUUUGAGGACGCACCACGUGAUACCGCUUUAGAAGUACUGCUUACUGAAGAUUCGCUGCAGCUCUUGCUCGAGGAAAAUGGUGGAUGGAGACCACGACAUGACCUCAUUGGACGACAUAUGCUGAAGAGGUUACUAUCCGAUGGCAUCAACAAAGACAACUGGAUUCAAAACCUUGCAAACGUAGCCAUCGAUUUCAUUUCACAUAUGCCAGAAAAUCUAGUGAGCGAGCUGCUAAAAAAUCGUACUUCCACUUCAGAAUUCUCUCCUUUGAUCGACGAAAUUCCAGAUGAUGAUGAAGUGAUCAAAGUUUUUGAAAAGGCUAUUGAGACAUUCCCUGAUAAUCCACAUUUUAGUGUCCACCUCGGGCGUGUGUACAGCAUCAAAAAAGAAGCCACUGGCUUUGAAAUGGCGGUUCGUUGCACUGACGACGGAAUACAGAGCGCUGAUCGAGUUUUCGCCUCACGAGAGGUACGAGGACAGUUUGCCCAAAUGAAAGGAGUUGUUUAUAGCAGAAGAGUUAGUUUUCUAAUAAAAGAAGAGGCGCAAGUGAAGGACAUUGUUCCAUUUGCUGAAGAAGGUGUGGAUUGGUUUAGGCGGUCGGUUAGCAUUUGUCCUGAUGUAAUUGAUGGCUACAUUCCCGAAGUAAAAAUGAUGUGCAACCUGCUUGAAUAUGUCCAUAAAACGGAAGGAGAUUUGCACGACUACCUCCGAAAACCCGAAUGCCCAACAUUCAUUGUCGACGGCAUUUCCCAGACAACUGAUACGCUUGAUUGUGUCCCUGAUUCUGAAUAUUACAGCUACUGGAAGUCUCGACUCGUGUGCUUGGGGCAACGCAAGAAUAGAAAGGAUCUACGCAAGACUCUCAAACUUCUGGAGGAAAUCAGGCUGGACAGUAAGAUAAGCAGGGGACCUAUCAACCGUAAAAUUGUUGAAAUCAAGAUAGAACUUUGUCGUCAUAACAAAGCAGACUUAUCUACUGUGGCGAGCGAUGUGAUUACAUUCUUACUUGAGGCACUGAAUUACGCACAAAAUGUCAAAGAGAAAGAGCUGACAAUGCGCCUAUGGAUACAAAUAGCUCCAUUUGUCCCAGUUCAUCUUUCCGAUGCAGAGCGGCUCAUUUUCAAGUGGUGCAAUGAAUGCAGAACGGUACGUUCUCACCUCUACAAAUACAUCAUCAGCUUCAUUCAUGUUCUAGAUGGAAGCAAGCACUAUUUGGUAAAGAUGAGGAACGCACACCACGAUCUGGAAAGUGAAGUCAAAGUCAUCAAUCGAGGAGACGUUGGAAGGCUUCGACACCCUGACAAACCAGUUGUUUGGCUUGGCUCACAAAAUGCCAAGGGUAUGGGACAGUUAGUGUACCUGGAAAACAUCUUCAAAGAUAAAAAGCCGGGAGACAAGAACAUCCUUGCUCCAGAACACACAAGGAAUCUUCAAACACUGACUGGCAUAAUCACUGUAAUUGAAAGGAAUGUAGGAACAAUCGUCCUGAAGGAUGGUUUGGAUGUGCGCUUCAGGACUGACCUUUGUGACCCAUCAUUAUCAAGCAAAACGUUUUGCAAUCGCAAAGUGCAGUUUCAUUUGGGAUUCAACUUCUUUGGCCCUGAUGCUUACAACGUGAAACUGAUGUAAAACAAACUCGAAUGCUCUUUGUCAAACGGCUAGGUCUAGACGAAAAUAAUGAAAAGUCUACUAGCUUGGACGCUUUCACUAAGUGAGAGUUAUCAACUGUACUGAACGAUAUGAUUUAGUUUGAAUUUUGUGCAUGUUAGCACUGACAAUAUUUAACGCAAUCAUAAUUUACUACUAAAUGAAUUUGUCUCGCUCUUUUUACAAACAAUUUUAAAAAGAAUUUAACUAUAAAAGUAAGACUACUUCUUCAUGGCAUUUUGUUGAAAUUAGUAGUUAAGAUAAUUAAGUUCAGUAAUGAUUUGUCACUAGAUCUAUGGUUUUGUCUCUAGAUCGAAAUAUUCCAAGUCAUGUACCUUGAAUGAUUUUAACUGAUUACAGGGAAGUUUUAAUGCCAAGGAAUCGUCUUAUUCAUAAGGUGUGAGAAUAAUGAAAAUACUCAAACAUCAGACUAAACUUAGUUUAAUAAACAACCAGUUUAAUUCAAAUGUA
Molecule: messenger RNA, 5700 nt
Organism: Exaiptasia diaphana
Lineage: Eukaryota; Metazoa; Cnidaria; Anthozoa; Actiniaria; Aiptasiidae
Exons: 8
Coding region: 130-5211 (1693 amino acids)
Biological process (GO): regulation of apoptotic process
Cellular component (GO): cytoplasm
Molecular function (GO): protein binding
Source: RefSeq, a predicted model, not a curated record